Symbiodinium sp. CCMP2592 is the source of this 387-nucleotide messenger RNA. The record is from the annotation of a GenBank genome assembly. Lineage: Eukaryota; Dinophyceae; Suessiales; Symbiodiniaceae.
AUGGCUUUUCAGGUGCUUGGAGGCCUCUUUGCUUCGCCAGCCAGGGCGGCUUGGGGCUGGUUCCUCGAUGUGCCAGCCGGUCUCGGCUUCAGUUGCAGUGAGGGCAGCUCCCUUGGCUGCGCAAGUCCGGCAGGCUGUGAGGACUCCAACUUUACUUGCACGGUCGUGCCCGAUGCAGGCAUGAGCUGCGAUGUCACAUCCACGAACGUCGUGUGUGCUCCAUUGCCGGCGGUGAACACCAGCAGCCACUACAACAACGCGAGCCUGUCUUGGAGCCCUGUCCCGACUUGCGGCACGACCACAACCGGUCAAACGUCGACUUCGGACGCAAGCAUGGAGAUGGUCGGAUUUGUGGCGGCGGCUCUGGCGUCGGCACAGAUGCUCUAA